AUGUCAGAUGCUCAGCUAUCCCCUCUGCUCCUCUCUGGCUCCGCCAGGGAUGGUCUCUGUAAGAAACAGCAGGAGCUGUGGCAGCAGCUAAAGGAAGCAGCUGAAGCGCGUGGAACCAGAACAGUCCGGGCGCUUGCGGUUACCUCACAUCGUGCACAGCCGGCCGUCAGCACCAUGGACAGCAGCACCGUCCCCACAAACGCCAGCAAUUGCAAUGAUCCCUUUACGCACUCUUCAAGUUGCUCCCCAGCACCCAGCCCCGGUUCCUGGGUCAACUUCUCCCACGCAGAUGGCAACCUCUCCGACCCAUGCGGUCCGAACCGUACCGAACUGGGCGGGAGCGACAGCCUGUGCCCUCCGACCGGCAGUCCUUCUAUGAUCACAGCCAUCACGAUCAUGGCCAUCUACUCCAUCGUAUGCGUGGUGGGUCUCUUCGGAAACUUCCUGGUCAUGUAUGUGAUUGUCAGAUACACCAAAAUGAAGACUGCCACCAACAUCUAUAUUUUCAAUCUUGCUCUGGCAGAUGCCUUAGCAACCAGCACCCUGCCAUUCCAGAGUGUUAAUUACCUAAUGGGAACAUGGCCAUUUGGAACCAUCCUCUGCAAGAUCGUGAUCUCCAUAGAUUAUUAUAAUAUGUUCACCAGCAUAUUCACCCUCUGUACUAUGAGUGUUGAUCGCUACAUUGCAGUCUGCCAUCCCGUCAAGGCCCUGGAUUUCCGUACUCCCCGCAAUGCCAAAAUCGUCAACGUCUGCAACUGGAUCCUCUCUUCAGCCAUUGGUCUGCCUGUAAUGUUUAUGGCAACAACAAAAUACAGGCAUGGUUCCAUAGACUGCACACUAACAUUCUCUCACCCAACAUGGUACUGGGAAAACCUGCUGAAAAUCUGUGUUUUCAUCUUUGCCUUCAUCAUGCCGGUCCUCAUCAUUACGGUGUGUUAUGGACUGAUGAUCUUACGCCUCAGGAGUGUCCGUAUGCUCUCUGGCUCCAAAGAAAAAGACAGAAACCUGAGAAGAAUCACCAGGAUGGUGCUUGUGGUUGUGGCUGUGUUCAUUGUCUGCUGGACUCCCAUUCACAUUUAUGUCAUCAUUAAAGCCUUGAUUACGAUCCCAGAAACUACUUUCCAGACCGUCUCUUGGCACUUCUGCAUUGCUCUAGGUUACACAAACAGCUGCCUGAACCCAGUCCUUUAUGCAUUUCUGGAUGAAAACUUCAAACGAUGCUUCAGAGAGUUCUGUAUCCCAACUUCCUCCACCAUUGAGCAGCAAAACUCCACUCGAGUUCGUCAGAACACUAGAGACCACCCCUCCACGGCCAAUACAGUGGAUAGGACUAACCAUCAGCCACCCUUGGCAGUCAGCAUGUCCCAGGUCUUUACAUGA
This is a messenger RNA of Equus quagga, 1380 nucleotides long. RefSeq names its product opioid receptor mu 1 (gene OPRM1). Gene Ontology annotation, biological process: G protein-coupled opioid receptor signaling pathway; sensory perception of pain; neuropeptide signaling pathway. Gene Ontology annotation, cellular component: membrane; neuron projection. Lineage: Eukaryota; Metazoa; Chordata; Mammalia; Perissodactyla; Equidae. Gene Ontology annotation, molecular function: neuropeptide binding; morphine receptor activity; G-protein beta-subunit binding. The record is from RefSeq and is a predicted model, not a curated record.